AUGGGUAAAGAAGUUGUCAUUGGUUUAGUUGGUAAACCUUCAAGUGGGAAAUCAACAACAUUAAACUCCUUAACCGAUGCAAAUGCAAAAGUUGGUGCAUUCCCAUUCACUACAAUUGAUCCAAACAAAGCAACAGGAUACCUCGAAAUUGAUUGUGCUUGUCAAAGAUUCAAUCUCCAAAAUAAAUGUAAACCAAAUUAUGGAUAUUGUAGAAAUGGUAAACGAGGAGUUCCAAUCAUGUUAUUAGAUGUUGCUGGUUUAGUACCAAAUGCACACUUGGGUAGAGGACUAGGUAAUAAAUUCUUAUCUGAUUUAACUGAAGCUGAUUGUUUAAUUCAUAUUGUUGAUGCUAGUGGUACUACCGAUGCUGAGGGGAAAGCUACUCGAGGAUAUGAUCCAUUAUAUGAUAUAGAAUGGUUACAAGAUGAAAUUUUUAGAUGGAUAUUGGGAAAUUUAAAAGAAAGAUGGGGUUCAGUUGUUCGAAAGCAUAUAGGUACAAAAUCAACAACAUUAGAAACUUUAAGACAACAGUUGGGAGGAUAUUCUGCAAAUAAACAAAUGGUGGGGAAGGCUCUAGAUCUAAUACCCAAUUUACCACCAUUGCAAGAUUGGAAUUCAGAUAUAAUUGAAAAAGUAGUUAAGGCAUUCAUGGAGAUUAAAUUUCCAACAGUAUUGGCAUUGAAUAAAAUGGAUCAUCCAGAUUCUGAUAAAAAUGUGUCUAAAAUUAUCCUUAAAUAUCCUAAAUCAAAAGCAAUACUAACUUCUUCAAUAACUGAAGUAUUUCUUAGGAAGUUAGCCAAUCAAAAUUAUAUAAAAUAUGAUUCAGGUACGGAGUUUAUAGACACGAAAGAAGAUCUACCUGAUGAUCCUGACCUAAAAGAUCUAGAUGAGAAAUUAAAAAAUAGAAUAGAAAAUAUUAGAGAUCUUGUAUUGUAUAGAUUUGGAUCAACUGGAGUAGUUCAAUUAUUACAAGCAGCUGCUGAUUUAUUACAUUUAAUUCCAGUAUAUCCAGUUAGAAAUAUUCAUAAUUUCACUGGUAAUUCAAACGAUUAUGUGUUUCGAGAUUGUAUAUUAGUUAAGCGGGGGACUACUGUGAUUCAAGUUGCGAGGAAAAUUAUGGGUGAUGUUACUAUUGCGGCUAUUGAAGGUGUUGGCGGUGUUAAAAUUGGUGAGGAAGAUAUUGUAGAUAAAGGUAAAAAUGAUAUUUUACUGUUUAAAUUAGUACCAAGUAGUAAAUAG
This is a messenger RNA of Insectozyma verbasci, 1239 nucleotides long. The record is from the annotation of a GenBank genome assembly. NCBI's taxonomy places the organism in Eukaryota, Fungi, Ascomycota, Pichiomycetes, Serinales, Debaryomycetaceae.